Brassica rapa (field mustard) is the source of this 644-nucleotide messenger RNA. RefSeq names its product late embryogenis abundant protein 41. Gene Ontology annotation, cellular component: mitochondrion. Gene Ontology annotation, biological process: response to stress. NCBI's taxonomy places the organism in Eukaryota, Viridiplantae, Streptophyta, Magnoliopsida, Brassicales, Brassicaceae. The record is from RefSeq and is a predicted model, not a curated record.
ACCGCGUGCAACCAGAAACCCUAAAGACUCCCACCAAAAACAUCACCGGAGAAUCUGACGGCGGCUUAGCAGCGACUGCUACUGCAAAAAGAUUGUUUAUCUUCUUGGGGUAUUUUACUUACCUUUGGAAGAAACAUAACGUCUUUUGCGGUAGCUAAAAGCUAAGCUCGGUCGUUAUAUAUACAUAUUUUAUAAGUACUGCACUAUUUAAAAUAACACAAUGGCAGCUGCUCGUUCACUCUCCGGCGCCGUUAAAUCUCUUUGCUCCGCCGCAUCCCACAACAUUUCUGGUUCCAUUGUCUUGAGGAGUUACGUUGCGACAGUACCAGGAUUUGGUAAGGGAGGUUCCACAAGAGUUACGGUGGGGAAGAUGGAACAAAGAGCAAAUCAAGAGGCAGAGUCUGCGUGGGCCCCGGAUCCAGUUACGGGAUACUACAGGCCAUCUAAUCGUGCGGAUGAGAUUGAUCCAGCGGAGCUGCGUGAGAUGCUUUUGAAAAACAAAGCCAAGCCUUUCUGAGGAUUUCAAUUUGGUUGGUUCCACUAGACUAUGUUGUAAGGGAUUCCUGUUUGUUAUGUUCGUCUUAAAUAUCUAUCUUUUGGAGUUUAAAGUAAAAUAAAGAUACUAUAUAUUUCAGUUCGUAUGA